AUGCCGGGGACCCUGCGACCGGUGCCGCAUGCCUCCCGGGUGCUGUGUGAGGAUGUGUGUGAGCAGACGCCUCUGGCCUGUCACGUGCCCUGUACCAUCUCCACAUCUUCGUCCUUGUCUCAUGGGGAUUCCAGGGGCCUUGGGGGGCAGACAGUGGUGCCCAACUUGGUGAAGAGGGUGCUUGUGAGCCAGGACCUGGCCAUGGGGUCCCUCGGGCCGUCCAGCCAGGGGGUCGGCCGUGAGCCUCUGAGCCGGGCCCUGUGGGAGGCUGACUCCCCCCCAGUGCCGGCCGCGCCCCUCGGCUGCACCUUUCCUGUCACGUGUCCCAGCCAUGGCCCAGGACCCCCCAGGAGCUCUCCUCAGGGGCUGUCGCUGUCUUGGGAGUCCGGGGCCUGCUUGCCACUGUGGGGACUGCUUGCCACGGACUCCGUCUCGCUCCAACCUUCCAUCCGCUUCCAGGGCAGCCAGGGGCACAUCUGCGUCCCCCAGCCCGCCUGCCCCACCGAGGCCCGCGCCUUCUCCUUCUACCUCUCCCACGUGGGCCGCGACAGCCCCCAGGGCAGCUUCGACUGCGUCCAGCAGUACGUCUCCAGCCAUGGGGACGCGCGCCUGGACUGCCUGGGCAGCAUUCAGGACAAGAUCACCGUGUGCGCCACUGACGACUCCUACCAGAAGGCGCGGGAGAGCCUGGCGCAGGCUGAAGAGGAGACACGCAGCCGCGGUGCCAUCGUCAUCAAGCCGGGGGGCCGCUACCUGGGCAAGAAGGUCCAGUUCCGAAAGCCGGCGCCGGGCACCACAGAGCCUGUGCCCUCCCGCAAGCGGGCCACCCCCAUCAACCCUGCCAGUGCCCUCCGCAGGGCUGGAGCCGGUGUCUCCCAGCGGCCGCUGCGCGACCGGGUGCUGCACCUGCUGGCGCUAAGGCCCUACCGCAAGGCCGAGCUGCUGCUGCGGCUGCAGAGGGAUGGACUCACGCCGCAGGACAAGGACGCGCUAGACGGCCUCCUGCAGCAGGUGGCCCACGUGAACGCCAGGGACGGCGCCUGUGUGCUGAGGGACGACGCCUACAAGGACGUGCAGAGGGACUGGCCGGGCUACUCGGAGGGCGAUCAGCAGCUGCUACGGCGCACGCUCGUCCGGAAGCUGUGCCAGCCGCAGGCCUUGGGCGGCCCCCCCACAGACCCUGCUGCAUCCAGCCCUCCCAGGGAGCACAGCAGAGCCCCCUCUCCCCCCCAGAAACGGCCCCCACCCCUGGAUUUCAUCGACCCCCUCGCCCACAAGAAGCCCAGGGUCUCCCACUUCGCCCAGAGAGCUCAGCCCACCCUCAAUGGGAGGCCCGGUGGCCGCGAGGCCCUGCUGCCCACCCCGGGCCCAGCGGCCCCCGCAGCCCCAGCCGCCCCUGCUGCCCCCCACCUGCCCCCACUGCUGGAGCUGCCGCGGCCUCACGACCCCCUGACCGACGUGAGCAACGACCUGUACCACAGCAGCAGGGACUGCGGGCAGGAGGUGGGCACCCUGGGCCCCCCCGAGCCCACGGACGGUGCCCAGCCCGGCCGGCCCCAUGGCGGCCCCCCACGCGGCAAGUCGCGCAAGAAGCACAAGAAGCACCGGGACAAGGAGACGGCUGCCGAGGACAGGCCCCCAGAGCGGCUACCAGACCCAGAGCCCACCAAGAGCUCGGGGGGCCCCGCCCUGGGGGACCCACCUGACACCCAAGGCCUGGUGGGAGCCUGCGUCAGCUCCAGUGUGCCCACAUCCACCUCGGACACGCCCGACUACCUGCUGAGGUAUGCGGCCAUCUCCUCGCCAGAGCAGCGCCAGCGCUACAAGAACGACUUCAACGCCGAGUACAGCGAGUAUCGUGGGCUGCACGCGCGCAUCGAGCGGGUCACACGGCGCUUCACGCAACUCGACACGCAGCUGCGCCAGCUCUGCCAGGGGUCCGAGGAGUACGAGACGACCCGUGGGCAGAUCCUACAGGAAUACCGCAAGAUCAAGAAGACCAACACCAGCUACAGCCAGGAGAAGCGGCGCUGUGAGUAUCUGCACGGCAAGCUGGCACACAUCAAGCGGCUCAUCGCCGACUUUGACCGGCAGCAGCUGCCCGCCUGGCACUAGCCGCCUGGGGCCGGGCCCGCGGCAGAGUUUCUCUAACAGGAAUAAAUGGGAGGACGGCACACACCUCUGCCGCCGGCCGGGACCUGCCACGUGCCCGGGCACUGCCCUCCCUGGGCAGUUCCUCACAGGCCACCCUGCAGCUCCUGCCCGCGGGUCGCGGCCUGUUUUUCUACAAAAGAGGAAGCGCCUUUUUCUCAGCCUCCUCUCCCUCGGCGCCCGGCUCUGGGCUCCAGGCCGUGAACCUCUGGCAGGAUUCUGACACCAGGAGCGACAGGAUGUUUCUGUGGGAGAGCGUCGGUGGGCAAGGGUCACCCGGCCUCCCGGCCCCUGCCCCCCAGGCCCUCCGCUGCUUCCGUUCCCUGUUGCUGCUCCUCGUCCCCACGCUGUGUGGACUGUGUUUCCAGCGCUGCUGAUGCAGACCCUCCCGUGGUCCGCUCCUGGGGUGUGGGGCGCUCAGUGGGCCCCCACCGGGGUCUGCACUCAGGGAGGGGCUGGGUCAGUGGGGCCGGGGGUCUCGGGAGAGAGCUCAGCAGCGGUGUCUGGCUCUGGCCUCGUGCCCGCAGCCCUGGGGUGUGUGCAAGCGUGCGUGUGCCCGAGCAAGUGCUUGUGUGGGAGCCCCCAGGGCACGGCGGGGUGGGGGGUGCAUUGAUUCUGGUGGCCUGGGGGCUGAAAUGCACCUGUGGGGAUUGUUUCCCCAAGUUCCAAAGAGCUGGUACCUCCCUGCAGGGACCCUGUCCCAGACCUCUGCCCACAGGACCCCUGGGCUUGCAGUGCUUCCAGAAGUGCUGACUCUUCCGCCGCUGUUGGUGUUUUCUGGGGUGGGGGGCUGCCCCCUGGGCCCAGCUCAAAGGAAUCUCAGUUGAAUUUGCCUUUUGGUUGUGUCACUCCUCUCUCCUCUGGCCAAGGAGUUCCGGGGCUGAGGAAGGUUCUGGGCCCGGGGCGGGGGGGCGACUCUGAGCCACAGAGUUGGUGUUUACAGACUUUUCACUUUUGCCAAAAUGUCACAAUUGGGAGGCGUUGCCGCGCCUUCUGCUUUCCUAAUAUUUUCUUAUGAGCCCUGGUGUCCUUUUUGUACACUAAACAGGUGAAUGCUGGUUUUUUCCAACCGACAAUAAAUUUCACUGAAACCAAGAGA
Messenger RNA from Choloepus didactylus (southern two-toed sloth), 3250 nucleotides. RefSeq names its product elongation factor for RNA polymerase II (gene ELL). Gene Ontology annotation, biological process: positive regulation of transcription elongation by RNA polymerase II; snRNA transcription by RNA polymerase II; transcription elongation by RNA polymerase II. The coding region runs from base 1 to 2115 and encodes 704 amino acids. The transcript has 14 exons. Gene Ontology annotation, molecular function: cis-regulatory region sequence-specific DNA binding. Gene Ontology annotation, cellular component: transcription elongation factor complex. NCBI's taxonomy places the organism in Eukaryota, Metazoa, Chordata, Mammalia, Pilosa, Megalonychidae. The record is from RefSeq and is a predicted model, not a curated record.